Molecule: messenger RNA, 3528 nt
Organism: Plasmodium cynomolgi strain B
Lineage: Eukaryota; Apicomplexa; Aconoidasida; Haemosporida; Plasmodiidae
Exons: 5
Coding region: 1-3528 (1175 amino acids)
Biological process (GO): retrograde transport, endosome to Golgi
Source: RefSeq, a predicted model, not a curated record
AUGAAAUUUUAUCACUGUCUUGUUGUACAAUAUUUUUGUAAUUUUAAUAUAUCCUACUUGAAAAGCUUCUUAUCUCAGAACUUCCUUUUUUUAUUUUAUUUCCACUCCUUGUUGUUUUUGUUCCGACCUAGGGGGGUAGGGAGAGCUUCACUUUGUUGUGCUCAUUUGGUUAAGAAGUGGGCUCACCUGCGCUUGGGAAGUUCCCACACUGGGGGGACUGCCCACACUGGGGGGACUGCCCACACUGGGGGGACUACCCACACAAGGAGAGACGAUACCACCACUACCCAAGGGGAGUACCCCUUCGGUGAUAACCCAGCAGAGUUAAGCAACCACCCCAACCAAGAUCAUCUCAACCGGGACCACCUCAGCCGGGACCACCCCAGCCGGGACCCCCCCUUCCUCAAUUUUUCGUCUAAAACAAAAAUCAACAGCUUUGUAAAAUUUCACAAAAGGGUGAACGAACAGUUUAUGCAUAAUUUUCACAGAAAGAAAAAAAAAAUUGUCAAGUACCGCAAAGAGGAAGCGAAAUUUUUUGUGAAACGAUGUCAGCAGGGAGUCUUCUCCCAUUUUUAUAAAAAAAUCAGAAAGAGAGGAAUCUAUGAUCACCACCUUGUUCACUUAAAUAAUCUUUUCACCCCCGCACUAUUUUUUAACAACUUCUUUCACUCAUUGAGGAAUUUUUGUUCGAGGGAAAAUUACUUAAAGCAUUUUGUAGACGACCUGUUUUAUGCCCUUUUGCACGAAACCGUCUCUGCUUUGCGAUGCGAUCAAUUGUACGACUUAGGGGAGAGAUCCCUUUUCGUUGCAGAGGAGGUACCAGCUCAGUCAGGGGAGGAGGAAAAUCCAUCCCAGAAAGAAGCAGAUCUACAGUUAGACCUAAAUUUGAAACAAACAAAACGAAGAAAAACAGAGACGAAGACAAACCAACCUCUAACUGAAGAAUGUAGAAAUUAUGUAAAAGGGUACCCCUCCGGAAGAAUAACCCUCACGUGCGAACAUCUCGUGAUAGAAAAGUGUAGAAAAAAAAAAAUUCUCCAGUUUGAUCAGGACGGAUGGAGCAAGCUGUAUAGACAGGUAGGCCUUCUCCCUGUGUCCAAUUUGGUGCAUUUGUUGGAUACCUUUUUUGGGAAAAUAAAAAUUAUACAGAGAAGGAUGAAUAAAUGGGCUUCAUUUUUAAUUGGAAAAAUUGUUUCCUUCAUUUUGGACAACACGUGCGCAGAGAGCUUUGCGAGGCACACCCCGUACCUCACGCAGUACCUCACGCAGCACCUCACGCAGCACCUCACGCAGUACCUCACGACGCGCCCCGAAAGGCAACCCCCCAUGCACAGCUCCCCAUUCUGCAAAAGCAACAAAUCAUCUCACAUGCUGAAACACGCAUUCUCUAAAUUCUGGAAAAGCUACCGAGAUAUGCACCACGCCCUUUUUAAACUCCUCCUCGAAAGGAUAAGCGAUGUAUUAAAUGCUAGAAGAAAAUGCAAUAUGCACCUCGGCAUCAACCAGGUCAUUUCGCUUUACUGGACCAUUUCUCCCAUGCUUUCCUUCGUCCGCAGGAAGGGUCGAAGGUUGCGGCAGGAAUACACUCGUUUUUUUGUCAGCAGCAUGCACCGGAUUGUGACAAGCACGCAAGUGUCUCGGUCUUGGUCUUGGUGUCGGUCUCGGUCUCUGUCUCGGACGAUGCACCUGUGCGGGAAGCCCCACGAGGGGAGGAAACCCCUCCGUGAGAGGAUAAAGCUGAUCAGGAACCAAUUCACCAUCUCCAAAAAGGUGAAGUCAUUAAACUGUAAUGUUGGUGGGUCACGGGGUGGAAUAAUAAAACUCGGGGAAGUCCCCCUUGUUUGUCUCCCCCCGAGGGAAGAAGCGGAGUGUUGUGAGGCCCAAGUACAUAUACCUAGUGACGUGGUGGAUAAAUCGGAGGGUCCACCACAACGGAGUGGCCAAUUCGACGCGCAGAAUUGGGAAGCAUAUACGUUGGACCCUACGGGAGAGUGUCACCCGGGGUGCUCCCUUCCUGGGUGCUUCUCUCUCAGGAGUGCAAACCUGAGCAUAGCAAACCUGCGCAUAGCAAACCUGCGCGUAGCAAACCUGCGCGUAGGCAAUCAGAACUUCCACGUCCCACGCAGAGUAAGCAUAGCCAUCCUGAGGCGAGGAAAAAGGGAGCAAGGAAAUUUGCGCCGCUUCCUUCAACAGGUAAUCAAAAAUACCCUGCAUGGGAAGGAAGCCAAGCGGAGACUCACCCAUGACGAGAGGAAGUUCUGUAGACAAAUAAAAAGGUGCAUAAGAAUCGAGUCGAUAGUGGCCAUAAAUCAUUUUUAUGAAUUUAAAAAAAUACAAAUCGAGAAGUCGUUUGAAAUUGAAAAAUGGCUUGUACUGGAGGACAUCCCACAGGAAAUAAAUGCUCAGACGGAAAAAUAUUUCAAAAUAAAAAAUGAGCAUACAAAUAAAUUACGAAUUAAUGACGAACUGUUUUACUUAACCAACAGCAGCGUGUCUUUCCUAUGCAUUCUUUUUCAGUAUACUCACUUCAUGCUCUCACUACCGGACGUCUCGUUUGAAAUUGUUUCGAAAAUUUUAACCUUCUACGAUAAACAGUUGCUCAAAACGGUCCACCAUUUCAUCAUCGAUGGAAAUGCCGUUACCAACUGCACGCUCAAGAGCAUCACCAUUAAGAUCCUGGCUCUCGUUAUUCACACACUCGAUUUUGCCGACUCCACGCUGAAGCGCGUAUAUGCCAUUUGGCGCCACCUCCUGCACACACGCCGGGGGGAAGCCCCUGCAGGGGGGGUGAGCGAUUUCACAAAAUGUUUGAAAUACCCCACCACACGGAACCCUAACUGCAUCCUUCGUGGCAUCCGCCUGUCGAAACAGGACGAAGAAAAGGUGAAAGCUAAUUUUAAACAUAUGCUAGAUAAGUCAUUCCUUUUGAAGAAAAAGUUAGCGGAAAAAAUAGUGGACAUUUUAUCGACUCGAUUUGAUUACUACACAAAUAUCUGGCUAGUGUCGGACAGCCUGCUGGAGAAUCACUUGGUGAAUUCCCUUAGCUACGAGUGUGACAUCCUUCCCUAUGGAAUGCAGCUACGCUCCACCUUCAAGCUCCUGACUACCUACCUGCGCGAGGAGGACACCAGGAACAUAUACCGAGAGCUCUUCCAAGACAUCGCGAACCGUUUCAGCCUGCGCAUCAAUGUCCUCAAAGGAAACGACAAGUAUAACAAAAUUAUUUCGAGGCUGCUGGACGACUCUGUGCCGGAAAAAGCCGCUCCAGGAAAAUCCCAAAUUGACCAAUUAAUUAUGCACUACCACAACUACGAACUUAAGGAAAAAACUGCUCACAACAUUCACAAAAACGUAGGGGAUAAAAUCCUCAUCGACAUGACCAACGUCUUAAUCAUUCUCUACAAGGUCCCCCUUUUGUCUGACAUCAUAGAAACCUUUUUAAACGAUUUUCUAAAAAUUUGUAAGUCCCAUUGGUACGUAACCAUAGACCCCUUUUUGCUAACGUUCACUCCUCUACAGUCCACGUAA